Molecule: messenger RNA, 465 nt
Organism: Dibothriocephalus latus
Lineage: Eukaryota; Metazoa; Platyhelminthes; Cestoda; Diphyllobothriidea; Diphyllobothriidae
Source: the annotation of a GenBank genome assembly
AUGCAUUCGCUCAAUCGCAUCCACCGUGACAUCAAAGGUGCCAACAUCCUGCUCACGGAUGCGGGCUGUGUGAAGAUUGCGGACUUUGGUGUCGCCGCAAAGUUGAGCAAUUCGAUGGUCAAGCGACGUACCGUGAUCGGUACACCUUACUGGAUGGCUCCCGAAGUUGCCUCGGUGGAGUCGCGGCCUACGGGCUACGACAGUAAAUGCGACAUUUGGGCUGUUGGCAUCACUGCAAUUGAGUAUGCCGAGCUCCAACCUCCGCUUUUCGACAUGGAUCCCCUUAUGGCUCUCCAACUCCUCGGUACUCGAAACUACAAGCCGCCCACUUUGAAGAAUCGCAAUCAGUGGUACGCGUCCUAUAUUUUGUUGCUUGACCUUUCAGAUCCGUGUUUUCAUAAAUGUCCGGUUAGCUGGGGAACUAUAAGCUUACUUUACCGAGUAACCAAAAAGACAAUUUUCUGA